Molecule: messenger RNA, 2029 nt
Organism: Sorghum bicolor (sorghum)
Lineage: Eukaryota; Viridiplantae; Streptophyta; Magnoliopsida; Poales; Poaceae
Product: probable protein phosphatase 2C 2
Exons: 4
Coding region: 569-1774 (401 amino acids)
Biological process (GO): protein dephosphorylation
Molecular function (GO): protein serine/threonine phosphatase activity; cation binding
Source: RefSeq, a predicted model, not a curated record
GCUUAUUCUGCCCUACCCAAAACGAGGUCGGCGACCACCCUCGCACCGCGCACGCGUGGCGGUAGCCCAGCACUCCUGCCCGCGCACGGUACCUAGGCUCCGCCCCCCGCAACGGCCACCUGCCGGUCACAGACCCGCGUCGCCCACCGGCAGCCGCCGUCCUCUCGCGUCUCUUACCUCACGCGCGGAUAAAUAGCAAAGCACCUCUCUGCUUCUCCGCCAUUUCUUUCCUGUUCGGAUCGGGUCAGGUCAGUGCUCCGUGUUGCGUCCCCUAACAAGAAGAAAGAAGAAAAGAAAAAGGAGAGUUUCUUUCGGGUCGUCCUUCUCUCGGAUUGUCGAAAGGCCGCUCCUUUAGGAGAUUUGCGCGCUUCUCGUCGAGAUUAGUCGUCCGGUGUUCGGAUCGAGCUGUUUGGGGUGGAGGAAUUUUGAGGCCAAGACAAGAAGAGAGUCGGAAUCGGAUCGGGAGUUCUUGUGGUCCGAGGUUGCGGGAAAAAAAGCGAGGGAUUUUUGGGAGGAUUUCUUGUUUGAGGGGAAAAAAAUCGGUUUGUUGAGCGGAUUAGAGGCGGAGAUGGGAGCCGGGGCUGAGGUCAUGCAUCAGGUCGUGCCGCUGCUGGAGCCGCCGUUCCACCGGUGCGUCGUUAAGAGCGUCGAUGUCAUGGAGGAGGUGGUCACCGUGGCGCCUGGGCAGGUGCAGCCGGCGACGUCGCCGAAGGCGGUGGUGGAGGUUGCCGUAGAGGUGCCCGAUCUGGAGUUCAAGAGAGCUUCUAAUGCUGGGAGUAGUGUAUCUGCAGAACAACUGCAAUUUGUCCCUAGCAUUAGAUCUGGUAGCUUUGCUGAUAUUGGGCCUAGGCGGUUCAUGGAAGACGAACAUAUUAGAAUUGAUGAUCUUUCUGGUCAUCUUGGCUCACUGUUGAUGGUCUCUGCACCUAGCGCCUUCUAUGGGGUGUUUGAUGGUCAUGGGGGUUCAGAUGCAGCAGCCUACAUGAAAACACAUGCAAUGAGGUUGUUCUUUGAAGAUGCUGACUUCCCUCAAACAUCACAAGAAGAUGAAAUAUAUGCUGGAUCUGUUGAGGAUUCAGUCCGCAAAGCUUUCUUGCGGGCUGACCUUGCUCUUGCUGAUGAUUCCGUCAUCAACCGUUCUUCUGGCACCACAGCGCUGACAGCAUUGGUCCUCGGGAGGCAAUUGUUAGUAGCAAAUGUUGGGGAUUGCCGUGCAGUCCUGUGUAGGAAAGGAACAGCGGUGGAGAUUUCAAAGGAUCACAGGCCGACAUAUGACGCAGAGCGUCAAAGGGUUAUCGAGUGUGGUGGAUACAUUGAGGAUGGCUACCUCAACGGUGUACUCUCUGUGACCCGGGCUUUAGGGGACUGGGAUAUGAAACUGCCCCAAGGCUCUCCAUCGCCUCUUAUCGCUGAGCCAGAGAUACACUGGACCACCCUGACAGAGGAAGAUGAGUUCCUCAUCAUUGGCUGCGAUGGCAUAUGGGACGUGAUGAGCAGCCAGCACGCGGUGAGCACGGUCCGAAAGGGGCUCCGGAGGCACGAUGACCCUGAGCGGUGUGCUCGGGAGCUUGCCAUGGAAGCGAAGAGGCUUGAGACCUUUGACAACCUCACUGUGAUCAUCGUGUGCUUUGUCCCUGACCUCGCGGGGGCUGCCUCAGCAGCUGCGCCUUCUUCAGAGCAGGCUCCGGCUCCCGCUGGAAGGAUCAGGUGCUGCAAGAGCCUGUCGCCGGAGGCACUCUGCAAGCUGAGGAGAUGGCUUGAGUCUGACCAUUAGACGCUGCUGUAGAGAGAGGCCUGUGUUUCUGUGCUGUGGCUGUGUAAAUAUUUCUGCGCUGAUGUUGUUCGUACGUCUAGUACGGCUGUGCUUACACGGCCAGCAAUUUUGUAGCGAGUUCCUGAGGCCGCGGCGCCGCCUCUUUUGUUUCACACCGUUUUGUUGGAUGUACAUACCAUUGUUGCCGUUGCUACUCGGUGCGGCUCAGUUUGGCAGAGGGGAUAUCUGGCCUCAAUUCGUUUGUCUUAUAAGCUA